UGUGACUGUCAGUUUCACAACCUUGAUGCUACAGUAGGUGAAUAUUGGACACCCACACUUGGCAUAAUUACAAUAAGCUACAGGGCCUACCUGCAACAGACCAUGUAUAUUUGGAGGAACAGAGCUGAGAGCCUUGGGACGCAAUGGAAUAUGCAGCAGCUCUGUCUCUAAGUGAUGAAGUUUUAUCUCGGUGCCAGCUUUUGAAUACAGAAUUUUCAUUAUUGAGUACUCCAGUUGGAAUGCGAUUGAAGUGGUCAUGCCAAAAUGAGGAAAGGAAGGUUGUCAAGAUAUCAACCUGUCUUGUUGCAAAUAUGAAGACCUCUGGUCGACUGUAUCCCAUACAGCUGAAUGAAGAGAUGGAAGUCGGGAUAUUUGGAAGGAAAAGUGGAAUCAGUUCAGGACAGUUAUCUAAGUGUUGUGCUGCUGUUAUCAUUGCUCUUGAUACAGGGGCUCUGAUGGCUGCUCAUGUUAAAUUCCCUGGAACGUUAUCUAUUUUGUGUCAUCCUGAGGAAAGCGUUGUUUGGUCUGGAGUUUGUCAAAGGAAGGAUAUAAAUUUAAGAGUAAAAUGGGAAGAAGAUACUGUGCAUGCUAUAGUAAUUGCUGAUGAGAAGAUGAGUCUACAUGUACAGGACACUGAAGAUGUAAAUAAUGAUUUGGUUGAGGUAGUGCAAAGCUGCUUCAUUGAAGAGAUGACCAAUGUGUUGUCCAAUGUGUUGCAUGUUGUACUCAUCAAAUGUCAACCCAGUGGGUUAUGCUUAUUUAUGAACAUACAGGUUUUGGAGUUAAUGACAGAAACUCUAAUACAUAAAUCAAACUGCUACUUAGUCCUUCAGCUAUAUGCCACAAGUGUUGCAAUCACAGCAGGAAAAGACGACAGGUGUGCCAUUGUGGUUAUUAGUAAAGCUGGUAUUAUUUACAUAGGAUUGCCAAGAAGACGCCCAAAAGAUGUUCCAGUCAUCAAACCUAUUGAACACAGGAAAUGCAAUCUAUCAUGGCACGAGGAAAAGUUACAAAAUUCACCUCUAGCUUGCCAAAGUCAUGAUAAUGUAAUCCUUAUAUCUGAUGGGAUUUCUCUGUUGUUGAGUGUGGUUAAUUUUCUGAGUGACAGUAAAUCAAAACGCAUUGAUAAAGAAAAAUCCCCAAAGCCUCCAGAACCAGAACUUGCAUCAUCAGUCAAGGAAGUGUUAACUGGUAUACAGCAUUGUUCAGAGAUGGUGCAAGCAGAAGGAAGUCUUAUUCGUGAUCUGGAUAUCUACAUGAGUCAGUUAAGUUUAGCUGCUAGUCUUUUAGCUGAACCACAAAGGGAUAUUUUUUCUGGGACUGCAAAAAUAGAACAACAAUUAGAACAAAAGGGGUACUACAUGCCUGUUUGCCAAGUGUUGGCCAUGCUUGAGUGGUCAGAUUCAUCCUUGGUUCUUGCAGUGAAAGUUGCUAUUGAAAGACUGAUUACUGAAAAUGGUUCAGUUCCAUCUUCCAUUUCACUUUCUGCUGAUGUCUUUGAAGAAGCUCAGAAUUCCUGCCAGAUGUUAGAGUUUGAAUCUUCCAAAGCCAUAACGCAAGUUGCCAUGAACCAUAUGCAUAAAAUUGUCACUAAAACAUUGUGCAAUGUUCCACUUUGAUAUUGGUUAGGAAGAAGCAUAGGAAGAAUUAUUGGGCAAGGAAUCUGUGUGACAGGUUAUCUUAUUAUAAAAUUUAUGAAUUAAACAAGAAGAGAGAGUAAACCAAAGUCAUUAAAGUGAACUAUAAGGCCAGGCAGAGAAGAUAAAGUAAAAAAGGUGACAGUACAAUAAGUAAUGUAGAGACUGAGUGAGAAAUUGACUUAUGAGUAAUUUGAGAUACUUGUGAUAAAAACAAUAGUUUAAAAUAAUGAUUAAUUGUUUCCUUGAUGUUUAGACCAAUAUCAUUGAGAAUGAAUGCAAUUCAUUGAAUACCAGUGGUUACUUACCAACUGUUACCUGUGUGGGACCAAGACCUGUAAUGCUCAGUAUCAGGGAACUGUCUUGAGUAACUGUGUGCUACGAUGCCAUAUAAGACAUGGCUGCUGUAACUUUAUAAUGCUUAUGUGAUUUCCACUUUGUAUUUAAUGACUAAUGUUCUUGGAGAAGAUUGUUGUUGUCUUUUCUUGUUUAUAUUGUUAUUUAUCCAUUUUUAAUUUUGGUAUUUUGACAUUUCAUGUCAGUUUAUGAUACCAAAUGCUGUCAUUAAGCAGGUUCAUCAUGAAAUUAAGGAGAGACACACAUUAGUAAAAAAAAGUAUUUUUUAAUGAAGAAUCAGGACAAAGACCAGUAGAAUUAAGUAGAAUGUUAUUGAGAUAGGUUGUAGAUAAAGAGUGGCCAAGAUGGUAAUUUGGUUAGGAAAUGGAAAGUACAGAAGAAAGCAGAGAGAACUUACUAAUUAAAUGUCUAACCCCAUCAAGGGAAAACAUUAUGUAAAAACAUGGAAGAGGACAAUAACAGGGUGUACACUCAAGAAUUACAUAAUCACCAUAAGUUAAAUAUAACUUGAAAGGCAGCAAAUAGUAAUAUUGGCCCUCAGUUUAACUAAAUUCAAUAUGGGGCAGCAGUUUGAGUGUGGAAUUUCUUAUAAAUGGAUGGUUUCAUUGAAACUAAAGCUGUAUGGGAGUUGAAAUGAAAUUUGUGUAUAUUUUUCCAAAUAAAGGACUGAGAAGAAAAAAUUAACUUAUAG
Molecule: messenger RNA, 2685 nt
Organism: Macrobrachium nipponense
Lineage: Eukaryota; Metazoa; Arthropoda; Malacostraca; Decapoda; Palaemonidae
Exons: 9
Coding region: 144-1619 (491 amino acids)
Source: RefSeq, a predicted model, not a curated record